AGGCUCACUCUUCACUUCACACUUGCAUUCAGGGAGUCGCUUCGGAGCCUCCGGUUCCCCCCGCUGCGCUUGUUUGCACUGCGGUUACACCGGGGAGCAGCGCGCGUCAGCGGACUAGUACUAGAGGAGAUUACGGAGCCGCGCAUGUGAAUGGACUGAGGUUAUAAGGCACCAGGGGAGCCGUGCACGCCAGACCUGCUCUGUAGCAUCAAUAACACCUAUAUCACCGUGCAGCGGCAGCGGCAUGCAGUGAGAGGAACCCUUUCUGAUGCUCUCCCACUUCAGACAGUGAAAGAAGGUGUCGGAGGAGAGGAGGACAGGGGGGAUUUAUGGGAGAUUUGCUGGAUUUUCAUCACCCCGUCGUUGCAAACUUGUGUCCGGGAUGGGAAAGGAGCAGGAGCUGCUGGAAGCCGCCCGGACUGGGAAUGUCGCCCUGGUGGAGAAAUUGUUGAGUGGGAAGAAGGGGAUACUGGGGUCAGGCUCCGGCUCCAUCCCUCUGCCCAACCUACUGAGCAUGUGGAAGGGCCUGAAUGUCAACUGCACAGACAGCUCAGGAUACACACCUUUGCAUCAUGCUUCACUCAAUGGACACAGGGAUGUGGUACUGAAGCUGCUUCAGUUUGAAGCGUCGACAAAUGUGGCGGACAGCAAAGGUUGCUUCCCGCUGCACCUGGCUGCCUGGAGGGGAGACGUGGACAUCGUCCGUAUCCUCAUCCACCACGGACCCUCGCACUGCCGGGUCAACCAACAGAACCAUGAGAGGGAAACGGCGCUUCACUGUGCAGCUCAGUAUGGACACUCUGAGGUGGUUUCAGUGCUGCUCCAGGAACUGACUGACCCCACUAUGAGAAACAGCCAACAGGAGACACCUCUGGACCUGGCGGCGCUGUAUGGACGCCUGCAGGUGGUGCGCAUGCUGGUGAGCGCUCACCCCAACCUCAUGACCAGCCACACUCGUCGACACACUCCGCUUCACCUGGCUGCACGUAACGGGCACCACAGCACCGUCCAGACCCUGAUCGAGGCCGGCAUGGAUGUCAACUGUGUGACAGAGAAUGGCAGUGCACUCCAUGAAGCAGCUCUCUUUGGGAAGAUGGAUGUAGUUCGCCUUCUGCUUGACUCAGGGAUCGACACCAAUCUGAGAGAUAGUCAGGGGAGAACAGCUCUGGAGAUCCUGAGAGAACAUCCUGCACCGAAAUCCCAGCAGAUUACUGCUCUUAUCCAAGAGUAUAUAGUGGAUGAGAUGGAGAAGAGGAGUAUCGUGGAGGAGCCUGUUCGCAAGUGUCCCAUCCCAGCACCUCGAACCUCUGUCCCUUCGCCCUCUGCCUCCCCCUCUCUCAGACACAAGAACGAUGCUGUGACAAGUGAGCUGUCCAAACUGCUCCACGAGAUCAAAAAGUGCCGGGACAGGGACUACUCUUUCGAGGAGCUCUGCCACACCAUCUCCUCCCACUCCAUGGACAGCUUCGGGAGCGGACGGCUCUCUGAUGAGGACCGUCCAGAUCGACCCAAUGGCACCCUGACUCGAAUCAGCAAGCGGCCGACCCCGCCUCUUCCUCCAGCCAUGGAGGAAGAGGAGGCUGAAAAAAGUUGCGGCCCCACAGGAUUCUGGGAGGCCUUGACACCCUGCAAUGGAUGCCGCAACCUGGGCUUCUCCAGCCUCUCACAGGACUCAAAGCAUUCAGCGGAGAUCAUCACAUCACCGUCUCUGGAUGUUUUCCUUCCAGAGGACGAAGACAACCCGUACGAGUCUGUGACCACCGCUGUCACACGUAAACCCUGCUCACUCGACAUCAGCCAACGGCUCAACGCCUGCCCCCGCAAUGGUCACUUGUCCCAUGUAACGGUGAGUGAGGGGGAGCACGGUAACCAUGGCAACUGCUCAACGGGCCCCACUCCAGACUGCUCACCCCCCUCUCCCGACACGGCCCUGAAGAACAUCGAGAGAGUCAUCCGCCCACAGCCUAAGCAGCGUACCUCUCUGUCCUCAUCCCUGGACGUCCAGAGGCCGGUCAACCACAGCUGUGAGCCCAGUGAGGUGAGCUCAUCCCUGGGCUACGCCAGCUUCAGCACGAGCCCCCCUGCCAGCCCUCCUCUCAGCCCCAACCAGGAAGACUCCGCAGGCUCCAACGACGACUGUCAGCUCACAGACGACGGGCCGUACCAGCGAGACCCGCCUCCUCCUCCUCCUCUCUGUUCUUCCUCCACAUCAAACGCUCUGUUGGAGGAGCGAAGGAAGAGCCACAUCCCGGAGGAGUUUGCAGGCCUUCUUCAUGGAUCUUCCCCUGCCUGUGAGACCCCUGACACGCCUUACCAUCUUUACAGCUCUAAACCUCGCAAAUAUGCCUCUACAGAUGUCCAGAGCAGUUUGUUGCAAACCCCAGAGUUCAGCAUCGUGAUUGGAGGAGGACCCACUCAGGUCUUUUCCCGGACAGGGAGUGAGUUGUCACCUCAGAGGACUGCCAACGACCCCCAAAAGCCACAGGUGGUGUACCGGACUAUCUUCCACACAAGGGUAAACCAGGACCAGGCUCGACCCAAGAACUGCGAGCAGGUGGAUCCACCACGUGGAUGGUCUACACUUGACCGCCCACCCUCUUACUCCUCUGGUCAAAACAGGGAGGUUCCAGAGUCAAGGGGGAACCAGACAGUUGGUGUACACAAGGACAGUUCAUCUGAGUCUGGCUACGAAGAGAGGGCUUGCACCCUGGGGAGGAUGAGGUCCAUGCCCCGCAGUGUGUUGGACUUGCAGUUGUCCAAGUCUCUGUCCAAGUCUGAUUCCAACCUUGUAGCUGUGUCACCCAUACAGGAGGAGCAUAGCUGGGGGUCUGGAUCUCGGGGUCAGGGGCCUGGAAGUCCAAACCCAGGAGAGGGUGCCAGUCCAGGGGGACGACUGGAGAGAACGCCGUCCUUCACCGCUGAGUGGGAAGAGAUUGACAAGAUUAUGAGCUCUAUUGGGGCAGGAAUAGGCAGUGGAUUGGACAUCAAGGAGAACGCCACAGGUCCCCGCUGCCCGCUGCAGUCUGUGGGCCAGUGGCUCGACUCCAUCGGCCUGGUCCAGUAUGAGAACCACCUGCUGGCCAAUGGAUUUGACAAUGUCCAGUUUAUGGGCAGCAAUGUGGUGGAGGACCAGGACCUGCUCGAGAUUGGGAUCUUGAACUCGGCCCACAGACAACGUCUUCUUCAGGCCAUACGGCUCCUGCCCAGGGUGCGGCCUAUCGGUUACGAUGGCAAUAACCCAACGUCAGUGGCGGAGUGGCUGGACUCAUUGGAGCUCGGUGACUACACCAAGUCUUUCCUCAUCAACGGUUACACCUCCAUGGAGCUUGUCAAGAAGAUCUGGGAGAUCGAACUCAUCAAUGUAUUGAAAAUCAGUCUUAUCGGACACAGAAAACGGAUCCUGGCCUCGUUGGGGGACCGACUACACGAAGACACCCCACAGAAACCUCCGCGGGCCAUCUCCCUAAGGGAGCCCGGCGGGAACCACACUCCUCCACAGCUCAGCCCAUCGGUGGGCCAGGCAGCGUACACGGCGGGGGUCCCGGGUGGAUCUCUGGACGUGCAGCACCUCAUCAUGCAAGCGGACGCCCGGCGCAGGCAGCGCAGCAAUGACAACUACUUCGAGGACGUGCCGCGAUCCAAGCUGGAACGACAGAUGGCCCAAGUCAGCAUGGCAGGCGAGUGGUGCGAGCCAAUCACGUUGCGUCCACCCAACGAGGCCACCUCAUCCACUCCAGUGCAGUACUGGCAGCAUCAUCCCGAGAAGCUCAUCUUUCAGUCCUGUGACUAUGAAGCCUAUUACCUGGGGUCGAUGCUGGUGAAGGAGCUGAGAGGGACGGAGUCCACACAAGAUGCCUGUGCCAAAAUGAGGAAGUCGACAGAACAGAUGAAGAAGGUCCCGACCAUCGUGCUCUCCGUGUCCUACAAAGGAGUGAAGUUCAUCGACGCCACAAAUAAGAAUAUCAUUGCAGAGCAUGAGAUUCGUAAUAUCUCGUGUGCGGCUCAGGAUCCAGAGGAUCUGUCCACAUUUGCCUACAUCACCAAAGACCUCAAGUCCAGUCACCACUACUGCCACGUCUUCACUGCUUUUGAUGUGAACCUGGCAUAUGAGAUCAUCCUCACACUCGGCCAAGCCUUCGAGGUGGCCUACCAGCUGGCUCUGCAGGCCAGAAAGAGCGGCCACGGCUCGUCCACACUGCCCGAGAGCUUCGACAGCAAGCCGAGCAAACCUGUCCCCAAACCCCGCGUCAACAUCCGCAAAUCUGUCAUCAUGUCCCCCUCCAGCCGCUGGUCACUGGGUCACAUUUACACCCCUCACCGGCCUCCUCUCCACCCUUCUCUUCCUCCCCCUCGACUCUUCCAUCUUCCUCACAAAGCUCAGUCACAGAUGGAGCAGCCGUCCAUGGACCAGAAGGGCCACGCCAACGUGCCGUGGAUUGUGGAGCCGGGUCAGGAGGCCAAGAGAGGAGUCAACACCAAGGCAAUGCCGGACGCUCAUGUCUAUUACUGUGGAAUGCAAAGAAUGUAGCCAGCCCUAAACACGGACCUUGUCACACAUACAAUGCAAAAAGGACUACAAAGGACCCUCUUGCUCACUUUUCAAAGGACUACAAACGUGGACGCCACUCCAGUGUUUAUGGUUGACUACUAAAAUUCUAACAUCACUCAUCCACAUGAUGCUUGACAGUAAACAUUGGACCAAUAGACAUUUACACACACACACACACACACACACACACAAACAGGACUGCAUCUUGACAGACGACGGUCUGCUCUGAAUGUACACUUAUUUGAAAGCAGCCUCAACUUUCUGCAACUACAGCAGGAUCUGUUAUGCAGCCAGCUGGGAGGCAUUACCUUUGAACUUGGGAGGUUACAGGGCAUCCGUUGGUCCGUUGGUAGACAAUGGGCUCGCUAAAGGCACCACUGGGCAUGGGUCAGUGUUGGAAUGGGCAUGGGUUCGAGGACGUCUGGCUGGCUCUUUUGGUCUUUUUAUUUUCCUUAAAGGCAGAAAAUAAUACAGAGAUAUAUGCACAAGCGUGAAAAUGUGAUUGGACAAGCUGCAACACGCUUAAGCUGCAACAGGUGCGUCAUCAUAACAGAUGAUGAACCUAUGUGAACAAAACUGCAUCUGAUGUUAAAAAAAAAAAAGUAUUCUAUUCGUAUUGCCCGACAUUUUAAUGUUUAAUAUGAGAGUAUUAUAUUACCAUGAUGAUUAUGAUUAUUCUUGUGCAAUUCUUGUCUACUGUUGUCUUAAUGUUACAUUAUUUUUCUAUGAUAUGCUGAGAUGAAAACCUUGGGCUUGAGAAUGACGACGAUCCUUUAAAAAAAAAAAAAAAAAAAAUCUCAAACUAGAUGAUCGUACUUGUACGCAGAGAGUGAAUGUUGCAGGUGGCUAGCUAACUCUUGUCAGGUCAACCCUCCAUCAUUUCUCAUGGGGCUCUACUCUUAUCUAGCAGAUGUACUAUUUUAAACGCAGUAUUACUGUAUUAUUUGGAUGAGACAUUAUCCAAUUAUAAAAUGUACAUAGAUAUUUUGCCAACUCAUUGUUCAUACAUGUAAUGUAAAAGAGAAAAGAAUAAAGGAUUUGCAGUACAUGGCACUGGAAACAAGGUACCAAAAUAACAGUUGAAAAUAAAAAUUAAAAAAAAAAACUAAUGGUGGAUUGUAGAGAUUGUAUUUUGAGCGAAAACUGAAAUGGGUUA
Molecule: messenger RNA, 5705 nt
Organism: Toxotes jaculatrix (banded archerfish)
Lineage: Eukaryota; Metazoa; Chordata; Actinopteri; Toxotidae
Gene: anks1b
Product: ankyrin repeat and sterile alpha motif domain containing 1B
Exons: 29
Coding region: 383-4528 (1381 amino acids)
Cellular component (GO): cytosol
Molecular function (GO): protein binding
Source: RefSeq, a predicted model, not a curated record